Diorhabda carinulata is the source of this 8810-nucleotide messenger RNA. RefSeq lists its product as uncharacterized. NCBI's taxonomy places the organism in Eukaryota, Metazoa, Arthropoda, Insecta, Coleoptera, Chrysomelidae. The record is from RefSeq and is a predicted model, not a curated record. Bases 414 to 2135 code for a protein of 573 amino acids. The transcript is spliced from 8 exons.
UCGUCAUUUACCUGCCAAGAAAUAUAGUUACCUGAGACCGUCGCGUUCUCAGACAACUAAGUGUCUACGUCACAAUUGAACUUGGAAAGAAUUUAACAGAAAUUUUACCUACUUAUCAAUAAAAUUCGGUGUCAGUGUGCUCAAAUUCAAUCCCUGAGGGACACCCUAAGAAAGUACGUAUUAGAACAGUGAAGUAGACUGGUUAAAAGUGAUUGUUGGUUCAAGUUAUUGGACUCUUGUGGAAUUUUUAGGUGUGUUUGCGGAUAACUGUGUCGUGGUUUUCUUUUUUUAAUUUUUGCCGAACAUUAUUGUAACAAUAUUGGUUCUCAAAUUAACAAUGCUAGUCAUCACCGCAGACCUGAAUCUAUUCUAGUCCAUUGAAGAAAAUCUUUUAUUCUAUUCGUAUUCUCAAUAUGUCUGAAUCAACACCAAUCUGUCGUUGUAGAGUCCUUUACCUAGGUUCUAGUGUACCUCAACAGACCAAAGAUGGUUUGCAAGGAAUACAGGAACCACUUCAAGAACUCUAUCCAGAUCAAGGUGCGACAGGGGCAAAAGGGAUAGACUCCUGGUUAAGUGUAUGGUCAAACGGAAUAUUAUUGGAAAAUGUAGAUGAAAACCAUAAAAAGAUUACUAGGUUUUUCCCAAUUGAGAGUCUGCAUUAUUGUGCGGCUGUAAGAUAUGUUCUAGUCCCAGAAAAAAAUACUCUACAUAGUCCAAAUCCUAGAUUCCUUCCAUUAGAUUCUCCUUUCGCUCGCACUCCCAAUCCCACACAUCCUCCACUUUUCGCUGCCAUUUUGAGAAGAACGACUGGGAUAAAAGUACUCGAGUGCCACGCUUUUAUUUGUAAGAGAGAAGUUGCAGCAAAUGCUUUAGUUAGAUGUUGUUUUCAUGCUUACGCUGAUUCAUCGUACGCAAAACAAGUGGAUACCGCAGGAAGCAUAUAUGGAACCCUUGCAUCUGAAAGAUUAACUAGUAAAGAAAAGAUAGAUGAAUGGAAGAUGAGUAGAUCUCAAUCAGGUUCCACAAUGACGUUAAAUACUAUAACAAAUAACAAUCAAAAAGAUGAUAUCAGUAUCUAUAAUGGAGAUGAGAAUCAUAAAGUAUGGGCAGGUUCUCAAGACAACUUAGAUGGUAUAUAUGACGUUUAUUCUACUAGUACCAUAUCAAGACCUACUCGUCCAAGACAAAUUUCUCAACCUGUUGCUGUACCGCCUCCUCCGGUAAAAGAUAAAAAGAAAAAAACGAAACAAAAAUCUUUGAGUGGAUCCAGGGAGGAUUUGUACCACCCAAUGAUGAAUGGUAAAGCUAGCAGUUUAGCGGGUUCAGUGGUGAAGACACGACAAAUUCAACCUCAAAUGAACGUAGCACCGCCUCAACCUAUAUACAUAAUGACUCCACAUCCUGGAACUCUCCCAAAUCCAAAAUUCUUCAAACAUCACGGCAAUACCUAUUCCCAUAGACCAAGAAGUAAAGUUCUGAUACCAGCAAGACCCGUACCACCGCCGUUAGUUCCCGUAGCACCGGUGAUAAUACCAACUACAAUGCAAAAAAACAAAAAGAAGCAUAAACACGUCGAAGAACCGAUUUACAUGCCGAGCAACAGAGCGUUAAGUCCAGUAGCCAGUUAUCAACCUGUAAAUUUUCCCCACGAAGCUUAUUUGAUGCAACAUUACGCAACAAUGGAGUCUCAAGGAAAGCAAAGGAGUAAGAAUAAAGAGAAGAAUUCAGAUAAGGCAAAAUUAAACAAAAAAUUAGGGCAAAGUAUGAAUGGUUUAGACGAUCCUAAUGUAAUGAAUGAUGAGAGUCCUUUUAAUACGGGGAUUUAUAAGAAAAAGGGGCAUUUGAACGAAAGAGCAUUUUCCUAUUCGAUCAGGCAGGAGCAUAGAAGCAGAAGUUACGGAAGUUUGGCGAACUUGAAGUUUGCUUCCCCAAUUCCAAACGGCCACGAUGUUGAAGACCGUGAAGAUAUGAAGAAAGAAAGGGAAAUUAUGCAAAUGGUACAAGAUUUGGACCUCUCCGGAGACGAGCUGGAAAGAUCUGAAGUACCCAGAGGCAUGUACGAUACUAGAGCUGGGCCUCCAGGACCUGUUAUUGUUACUGCUCCCCAAAUAAAUGGCAGGGGUCACCGACGAUAAGUCUAGGAAUGGUGAAAUAAAUCUACAAUAUAUUUCUUCCGAACGACAAUUACUUUAGACGACAGAAUCAACAUAUAUCUUCGAAAUAAGAGUAGGUCAUAAUCAGAUUUUGUGAGUUUAUAGUAGGUACAGUUUGAACACAACGACUUACGUUCAUGAAAUGACACUCAGUUACAUGAGUAUCGUCAUUAAUGAUAACUGACAUUUUUGAUAGAUUAUAUCAUUCAAAUUUUUAUCAUCAUGAAGGCCUGUAUUUUUUGAUUUGUCAUAAUUGUAUCAACUCAAAUUUUCCAAUGAAUCCCAAGACUUCUGUACGGCAAGUAAGCAUUGUAGAAGACUAUACAGAACUUCAAAAAGCAAUCAUUUGGAAAUCAAUAACCGUAGAAAAAUGUAGAAGAGACUUAAUUAAUUCAUUAGAUGUUUGGGAAACUCAUCUCGAAUAUGGAGAUUAUGCGAAAGAAGUUCUGAUGGGAUAUUUGGUUUUAACAAAAGGCGAAUCAAAAAUACCUACCGACUACUCGUACAUCAGUGAACUACAAGUUAAAGAAGACUUUCCAAAUUUGAGCAAUUAUCAGAAAAUAAUACGGCAGCAAACCUACAUGUAUCUUCUUUUAGAAUCGGCUGAAGUGAUAGCCAAAGAGGAACACGAAUCUUCUAAAAUAGCAGCCGAUUACGAGUCGAACAGUUUAGUUAUUCUUAAGCGAUUUGGAUAUGAACAGGAAGGACAAUUAUUGUCUAAAAAAUUAGAGAAUAUUGGGUUUUUGAACGUUUUCAAAAAUAUGGAUUUGGCGUUUGAUGAAAAUAAGAGUCUCAUUGAGAAUCCACUCGAUCCUGAUGCUGCAGAAAAAGAAUGGUUGAAAAAUUAUGACGCAGAUUACAGACGACACAGACUUUUGUAAGAAUCGAAAAUAUAAAUAUUACACUUUUUCACAAUUAAGAAUUUAUCAGUGAAUAUUCUUUUUAUUACAAAAAAAGUGAUAAAAAACUUAAUAUAUCUUGAAUUUGACAGGUUAGUACUUAUUGUUGUUUAACUACUCUUUCAAUACUUUUAUUUACCCCGAGGGCUAUUUAGAAAAUAAGUUACCUUUCGUAAUUAGAAAAAAGCAAGAACAAUUCUUCUUUCGUCACAUAAGGGUUGAUUCUCACUAUACACUCCAUUCCGAUCCGCAACCAUUACAUUUCCAGACGUUCCAGUAUAAUUCAGUCAUGUUGAUAUAAGGUUCGUUUCAACCCAUCAAAACACCGUCCUUGGUAUGGUGAUGAUUCUGCGAAUAGAGAUUACGUGUUCCAACCUGGCGGUUACCGUUAUACGUACGAUUCUUAUUUGUGUUCCAACUAACUUAAAUAUCGUUUGUGAACCGCUUCCUGACGAUCUUUUCGAUACUUGGUUGAUAGCAAGUACUGUUAUAUAAGAACCGUGUAUAGAGAUUGCGGAGAUUGCGCUGAAAAUAUCUAUACCGUUUUAAGUACGAUCCCGACUAGCAGGUUGGAACAAACCUCUAGAAAUCAGCUUGAAAUGUGAUUAAAGAUGUUUACAAAGAUUAUUUCAAUUCUCCAAUAGGGGCUGACGACUGGCAAAUGGAUGUAGUUCAAAAGUUUAGCCCCUAUUAUUAUAACAUAUUAAUUUUAUAAGUACUUUUUUGUUUCAUAAUGUUUCUGGAAUGAAAUAAAUAUAUAUAAAUAUUUUUGUGCUUACACAAUGCGACGUUUAGCUCUUUUACAACUGCUUGUCUUUAAAGUUAUUGUCACUAUAUCUACUAUUUUCAAAAUCAUAAAGGGUCUAACUUAUUUAGCUUCUCGUCAUUCAUAUUUAAAUCACUCCUCUGUAAUAGAUUGUAUAGAACUGAUACGCAUUCAUGUUCACACUACCAAUACCGUUUCCUGUACGUUUCAGCCUCUCCGGUAAAAAUAAGUUUCGAAUGAUUUUUAACGGAUUGGAAAAGGAACAUAUAUGGAACGGAAGAUGUUUAUACACACAUUAUUUUACAUUUAAUAAUAUUUGAUGUAAAAGAAAAGGAAGGAAAAUGGAACGUAUAGUGAGAAUCAGCCUUUAUUUUUCCUUCUUCGAUCUGUAUCUGUGAUGCAGCUAGUUGUUGUCAUUAAAGCGUUGAGUUGUUACACAGUUCUUUACCCUUUAUGAAAGUAUUCAUCACAAGAUCAGUACUAUAGUACCUUAUGAGCAGAAAACUCACAUUUGAAUAAAUUGGGGAGCUCUUGACUGUGACUUGCAGUGUGAGCUCAAGCAUUGAAAUGCAAAUAUGAAAAUUUGAAUGUCAAUUGUUCCUCGACCUUUAUGUGGAAUUUCUCACAGUAAAAUUUUUUGUGGCUCCAAAUUCUCAAAUUAUGAAUUACAAACACAUCUGGCUUUUCAUAGAAAACAGUUUUUUUUUAGAAAAAGCUAUGUGCCUCUUGCUUGUCUAUGAACUGUAAUUUCGUUUAGCAAUUUACGUGUUGUAGGCGUUCGGAAGUAUCGCUAACAUUUAUGGUAGUCUGUAGGCGAUUUUGCCAACCAUUAUUGACAACAUUUAUGUUAGUAUAGUUUGAUUAUUUCAAACAACAAAGAGCAUGAAACUUGUUGAAAAUGGAGCAAAUGCGUGAAACAAUAUCUUGAACUUACCUUGGCUGUCCAAUCAUCUCUUCAUCAUAAUCGUGUGUUUUGUUUCCAACAAAAAUUAAAUCACAGAGAGUCAUGAUGAUUGCACGCCGUCUAAGAUACCGUGUAUGCAUACCCUAAAAAAUACGUAAUCAGCGCUCCUAACGGCAAAUGGAACGAUUUAUUACCUAAUAAGUAGUCCCUGUAUUAUAUAGUCAUCACAACUGUCUAUUUUCCUUUAAUUCAUUUAACGCAUUUUCUAUAUCAAAAUGAAUGAUUUUGAUUAUUUGUAAGAGUCGAAUUAAAUAUUUUCCCUCAGUGGUAUAGGUGGUAUAGUGUAUGUUUUAUCAUAUUAAUUAUUUAAAAAGAUCCUAAUACAUUUUUUUAUUACCUUCCCAUGUUUUUUUUUUUCAAACUUGUUGAAGGGGCAGAUCUUUUCUCUACUUAGUAUCUACGCACUUAAUAAUUUAAAGGUGAAUAGUUUUUGAACGGAAUAAUACAAAAAAUAUGAGAAUUGAAUGACUAAUAAAGGUUAAGCAACUUGUUAAGUUAUUGGAGACACACAUGUUUAAUAACCAAUAUAUAAAAUUGGAUAUUUUGAAUAUUUUUGAUCAUUAAACAAUAUGAUUAUUGUUAUGUUAUGAUAGCGACAGAGAUUCUUAGGAAGGAAAACAAAUCUAUCCCUACAACAAGCCUCUGGUAUUAAACAUUUCUUAAAGUAUCCUAACGGUUUGCCAAGUUUUAACAGAAAAUAAUGGAAUAUUCGUAAUUUCUCGGAAAUGAUAAGUAUUUUAAAUAAACAAGUUUUUUUCGAUUUGUGUUCUUAUUCUGUAACAAAUAAUUUUUUAGAUUUCUUUCUUCUGUUACUUCGAUUGAAUUAUUUGAUUCUGUAAAUACGUUCUAAUACUUUUUUAAUCAUAGUAAUAUUGUAGAUUAUGAAGUGUAAAUAAUAUCAUUGAUAAAUUCCAUUAUAAUAUCUAUAUUCUAAAUUUGCUCAAAUUUUUCGCUUGGGAUAUUACAAAUUAAUAGUUUAUUAGAUGAAAGAUGAUAGAGAUUAAUUUGAGAAGAUGUUUGAGUUGCAUCGACCGAAAAAGAAAUUAGAAAUAAUGAAAAAGGGGUAAAACAUGAUAUAUGUUUCAAUAUCUUAAUAACAUAUAUAUAGUUUCAAUUUUCGUUUGUAAAUGUUUUGUGGAGCUUCUAUCUCAUUGGAAUAUAUUAAAAAAAAGUAGAUUUUGCUUUAUAUAUACCAUGAACACAUUUUUUAAGAUAUGAAAUGAAAAUAGAUCUUUCUUUUACUUAGUUAAAAACAAAUAUUCUGGUUGUUUUGAUUGAAAUUUGGAGGCAUUAUUUUUAACAAUUUUGUAUUAUUUUCUUUGAUUACUCCUCAUUAUUGUCAGUCGCAGAGUUAAUGUUUCUCUGUUUAGACUCUAUGUCUGAAACUACAUACACAUCAUCCAAUCAACAUUUUCGAGGAUAUGAUCUUGAUAGCUUAUUUAUAUAAAAACUGUUUUUUCAUUUUAUUAAGAGGAAACUAAUUUGUUUGGCAUAUGUGUAAUUUUUAUUUGAUAGAAUCUGUUGUUGUGGUUUUCUAUCCAUUACACUUGUUGCUUGUAUUUCAAAGACCGCUUUAGUUAAAUGAUAAGGACUGUAUUUAGUUUAUAUUUUCUUUAUUGAUGUUUAUUUCUAACGAUCGAACUAAAAUUGGUUACAUAUUCUCGUUUUUACGACUACCCUAAAUUACAAGAAUUUUGUACAUGCCGCCUCCUUGAGCUUAUGAUGAAAAAUAUCUAAUUCAAAAAAUACAAAUAGUAAAAUAUGUAAUAAAUAAAAUUCAUAGAUAAUUCCAAUACGAAUCGGAUCAAUACCCCUAGGUUUCGAAGCAAGUUGCGAUAUAAUUAUUAAAUUGGAUUGAAUUUUUCUAAAUUGUAACAUAAAUGUUUUGUCCUUUGUUCAAUUACACUGGUACUAGGUAUAAUACACACCUUUUUGACAACCCGUUUACAAACACCUUUCAUUGUUUUUAUCGGAACUGUACGUACUAUAUCAACACUACCUGGGUGAGGGGCCACAACACAUCCCAAUUUUCAUUUUAAAGGUGGUAGAUUUCCUUGGUUAAAACGACCAUCGUGCCGAUGGUUUGCAUCUUCUUUGUAACUGGUUUAAAUUUUCUUUGUACCAUCUCGCUCAAAAAUGUUGCUGGAUUUGUAGAAUUCGCUGCCAGCGAGAUAAUCUGCGAUAAGGUUUAUUGCGCAAAUCGCUUUCCACAGGAUAUAUUAACGGUGCUUCGAUUAGAAAGUGACCUGGGGUUAGUAGCUCCAGAUCAUUAGGAUCCUUGGAUAUAAGACAAGCUUCAAUGCAUAUUAGCUAAGUAUAAAAGUAAGGUAGAGAAGUCUCCAACUACACGGCGAAGAUGAUGUUUAACACUUGUUGGUGCACUAUCAGUCGUUCAUUCUCAAAACGCUUUUUUAACAAAAUAAUGAAGUUUUCGUAAUUGUGUCAGAUUUAUAUCAUCGUGUACUAAGGCCCUAAAAGAAUCAUAAAAAGAGAACCAAAUACUAUACUUACCACAGAAUGUUGGUAGAGAUAAAGGUUUUAAGAAUGUGCUGCUUUCUGGAUCAGUACCGUUUCUGUUUAUAUUUAUAACGAUUCAAAUUUCAAAAGAGGGAAUUCCUGCGACGUUAGAAUUAAUUCGACGGAGAAUCUACUUUAUAUUUAAAACGAUUGUUUGAUAUUGAUUUUCAACCUGUUGUCUUUCCCUUAUUAGCUUCUUCUUUCAAAGCAAUAGUUUCACCUUGUUUUUGUAUAGGUGUAAACAUUAACCAUUCAAUAUCAGUUUGUACCGAAAUAUAAGUUUUAAGAAAAGAUCUAAAAUUCACGAUUCUAACGAGAAGUUAUUUUCGCCGUCCCUAAAUUGUUAACAGCUAUUUCAUGUCAAGUAAUAGUACCUUAAAGAGACCGUCUUUUGUUUUUAAGUUCUCAUAAACUUAUUUUUAGUUUAAUUUGAUAUCAAAAUAAAAUUACGGUAUGUAGCUUGUCUUGGUAGGAAAUGGUAGGAAAGUAAAUGAGCCACUAAGCAUAACUUAAAUUGCCGUCGACUUCUUAGUUGAGAAGCUGCUCAACUGUUGAUUCUGGGGUAGAUGUCAAAAUACUCGUCUUUUGAUUUUUCAGAAAAGAUUUUCGAAUAAAUUGUUGGUAGCGUUAUUUUCGCUGAUUUUAAUAUUUUUCACUUUUAAGUUGCUUUAAUCCGGCUCGAAACGGGGGGACUGAUUUAUUAAAACCAUAAGGAGUUUAUUUAGUUUCUAUUUUGUUUAGUAUUUUCACAUGAAUCGUAUGCUAGUGUCAAACUAAAUAAACCAUAAUUUAUUAAUUGUUUUAAACAUGAUAAUAAUGCAUUUACUUAUCAAUCAAGUAAAAGUAUCUGUAUUUUUUAAAUUAAUAUUUAAUUAUUUCCGUGCAAAUAUUAGUGAUGUACGAACAAACCUUAAAAGUUGAAAAGUUUCUAAUUAUUUCAAAUAGAUUCACAUUGUUGCUUUCGUUUCUCAUUUCCUAAAGAUCAUUAAGAUUGAAUCAAAUGAAGUAUUAUUAUACAGACUUAUUAUUCUGUGGGCUUGUGGAUUUCGAUGUGAGGUGGGAUUUUCAAGAAAGAUCCCAAAUAUUGGUACCCUUCAAACAAUCUAGUAUAUAACAAUCCAAAUUUCGAGCUAUUUUGUUAACAGAAUAAUACGUUAAAUAUAAUUUGUAAUAUCCCAAAAGCUAGUUGUAAAGUUAAUAUUAUUCAAUUAUUAUACACUAGUAUAAAAAACCCUUUAGUUUAAGUAAGAUUAUUUAAAUUAAGGUAAUAUAUAUUGUAAAUACUAAUUAUCCCUCUAUUAUUAUAAAUAUGUAUUUUGUUGUAUAUUUACUAACAAUUAUUUCAUCGUUUGUUUCAUUCAAAUAUUUUGAUAAGUGCCAUUAAAUUUACUAAGUAAAACCGUAAUGGUUUCAUCUGAAGAUACGGCAUUUUCUAUUUUUUGAUUUAUUAAAAUAAUUGACAGAAUGUUUUUUACAAUAAUUUAUCUGUAAAUAAAUACGUAUCAAUAUAA